Bipolaris maydis ATCC 48331 is the source of this 2438-nucleotide messenger RNA. RefSeq lists its product as uncharacterized. The record is from RefSeq and is a predicted model, not a curated record. Lineage: Eukaryota; Fungi; Ascomycota; Dothideomycetes; Pleosporales; Pleosporaceae. Gene Ontology annotation, molecular function: ATP hydrolysis activity; ATP binding.
AUGAAAGAUCAAGAUACGACACAGUUGUUGUCUGAUCGCCGAAACGGCAGAAUAUCGGCAUCUUCACAGGAAGAGUGUGAUUUGAAGGACGAGAUAGUCUCCAAUGUAUCGGGUGAUUCAGAACCCUGGGGAGCGGGUGCUGGAACAAUAGCCGGAUCGCAAGCCUGCGAUGCUUCUUGGACCACAGCGGCUUUGACGCGGCGAGUAGAAGAGCUCAGUGCCGAGGUCAAUCGACUGAAACGGCGAACAAAGGAUAGAGGUCAAAAUGGGCAUAGCCAGAAACCUCGUGUCAAGAUUGUAUCCAGGUGGCAGACUCUUUAUCGCAUCCACGGUGGAAUCCAUCUACGAGAACCGUUCUGGAUAGACGCCCAAAAUGGAUGUUUCGAGCUCAAGGGCGAUACGCGAAUUUCGAACAUAAACAACUAUCUCAGGCGCCACGACGAUGUUGUUUUCGUUGCCUUCAGGGAUUAUGACGGUUAUGUAGAACUUUCGGCGACUACUCAAUUGGCCGAAGACGAUUCUCUACCACAACCACAACCCUUGUCAGAAUCGGUGAUGCUGACCUCUCCACAAAUGAUUUCUGUCAUGAAAAAAUUCUUGAGUGUUAUUCCGGGUUUUAAGGAGUCAUUUCCUGAGUUUGAUCCAACCGAAGAGAUUCAUGAACCAUAUCUGUUCUGGUUUUUCUCUCGAACAUAUGUUGAAGAGGCACUGAAGUCAUUGUCUGCAAAGGAUAAAAAGCUGAUUAAUCUCUUUCGAGAUUGGAUUGAAGGCUCAUAUGGGGAAGAGUGGAGCUAUAUCGAUUCUGAGUUUGAGAAGGGUGUGGUAUGUCCAAUGUCAGUGAAAUACCUGGUUCGUCCUGGUGAUGUCCUGAUCUCGCGCAAAGCCGAAAAGAUCGAUGCAUAUAUCGCAACGACUUGGCCACAGUUUUUCGAACCAAAGUCAUCCAGAAAUCAAAAGGUUGCUAAAGAAGACUAUUUGUGGACCAUCGAAGCGUGGUCUUGGUCAUUCGAUGGUGAAUUCAAAAAGACAACACAGGUUCUCCGCCUCAAAAUCGCUGCUCGGACGGAAAGGGUUAGAAUUCCCAUCACCUCUUUAGAAAUUUUCCCCCUCAAAUACGACGACACAGGCUUAGAGGCUAGACUAAAGAAAAGGGGUGAAAUAUUUUGGAAAUGUAGAGAAAGAUAUCUGGUUUCGUGUGUUGACCAUUUUGAAGAUGAGAUCAGUGUGGAUAGAGACAGAUACAUGGUCGAUGUGGCAACCUAUUCUCAAUAUAGGCGAAAAAAGAAUGAGAAAAAUAUGGCGUUAACAUUGAGUUUUCACGCUACCAAGUCGGGUGAUAUGCUCGAGUCGACACUCAAACUGGACAAAUUCCCGGAUACCUCGGAGCUGCUCGUGUUUCCGAGAUCUGUCGUGUCGUAUGAUCUCAGGCGUAAGCUUUGGAUUGACCUCCAAGUGGACCACAUUCGAGAAGUAGUGUGGAAUACACAGGCGUUUGAAAGUUUAGCAAUCGAUGACGAUGCCAAAGAGCUACUUGAGGCCGUAGUCACGAACCAGAUUGCAUCAUCCAAAGGCACAGAUAUUAUCGCCGACAAAGGCAAUGGUCUUAUCAUCUUGUUACACGGCGGCCCAGGAACAGGAAAGACCUUUACAGCAGAGAGCAUGGCAGAUUUUGCAAAGAAACCUCUGUACCGUGUUACCUGUGGCGAUAUAGGAACAAACCUAGAGCAAGUGGAGACUUACCUUGAGUCCGUACUUCAUCUGGGUCAUAUAUGGGACUGUGUGGUCCUGCUGGAUGAAGCAGAUGUUUUCUUAGAAGAGCGAGGUCAACAGGAUCUAGCACGGAAUGCUUUGGUAUCGGUGUUCCUGCGCAUUCUCGAGUACUAUCAAGGCAUUUUGGUUCUCACUUCCAAUCGAGUGGGCACUUUUGACGAAGCUUUCAAAUCACGAAUCCAGCUGACUCUGCAUUACGACAAGCUCAGCCUUGCGCAGCGUCGCAAAAUAUGGCGGAAUUUCAUUCAAAGGCUCAAGAACCUGGGGGAUAACAAUGUCGAUUUUGACGAUAUAAACGAUCAUAUCGAUAAUUUGGUCACGCGAGAGAUGAAUGGGCGACAGAUUCGCAACGUCAUCACGACUGCACGUCAGUUGGCACAAUACCGUGGCAAAAACCUCUGCUUUUCGCAUUUGGAACACGUCAUGAAGAUUGCCGACAAGUUCGAUACAUACAUACAGAAUGUCAAAGAGGGGCUGACAGAAGACCAGCUUGCAAGAGAUGCAGGCUUUCGGUGACCGACUCUGGACCAUUUCUCCAAUCUCUACGGAAUGGAAACCAUGCCAACUACAACUCUACUCCUUUCCAAAAUACAUGGUCUCUGCUCUGAAUUGCCUGGCGUUAUCCUUGGCAUUGAAUUGUUCUGCUUUUCCGUCUGCCGAAUAAAUAU